AAAAUAUCAAUAUUUGUCUAUAUUUACAGCCAUUUCUAUUUAACACAUUGCAAGUGAGACAAUUGGCCGGCUCUGCCAAACGAAAGCUAUCGUUUAAGAAUGUAUCCAAUGUUGUCAUACAGUUAUUGCAUUCAAUUAAAUACAAUAUUGACGUUCCGUUCGCUAAUAUGGCAAUGAUUCCGACGGUUAACAUUCAGACCACAAAUAUGGACAAUCAGUUGCCCAAAAAAUUUAAAGUGACGGAUAAGUUGCGGAAGCCGUUUAAGAAGAGGCACUCAGUGGUCUACCAUCAGGGAACCAAUCGCGUCAACAAAUACUUGGCUCAGGCUAUCGACGCCCGCAGUGUUGACAGAGAAAAGACAACUCAUGUUAAUGUGAUUACACUUUGCUUUAAAGAUAAAUACAAAGAACGCCAAUACCAUGAAGAGAAAGACCGCGGAUUCGGUAUGGCUUUGGCCUGUGCUAUGGGUGUCCUCAUCCUAUUGGCCGCACUUCAAAUUGCAAUACUCCCGAGAACCUUAAUUUUGGUCAUAUUAUUCUUAGUGGCCUUCGUUUGGAUAUCUGUUUUGUUGAUUCUUGUAUUAGGCGCUCGUCUUCAG
Molecule: messenger RNA, 599 nt
Organism: Medioppia subpectinata
Lineage: Eukaryota; Metazoa; Arthropoda; Arachnida; Sarcoptiformes; Oppiidae
Source: the annotation of a GenBank genome assembly